Molecule: messenger RNA, 810 nt
Organism: Phytophthora sojae
Lineage: Eukaryota; Oomycota; Peronosporomycetes; Peronosporales; Peronosporaceae
Exons: 1
Coding region: 1-810 (269 amino acids)
Source: RefSeq, a predicted model, not a curated record
AUGACCACCACCACUACCAACGCUAGCAACACAGCCUCUGCUGCCUCGGGCCAGGCAAACCACCCCAAGAGCGGCUCGAAGUGCAAGGCUCAGCAGAUGAGCGUGGCCACCGACGGCGAGCCGGCCACCAAGCGCCCCUACCUCGGCAAGUGCCAGUACAAGACCGGCAAGUGCUUCAACGAGCGCACGCUCAAGCGUAACGGCAAUGCUCACUCGCUGUGUGAGGAGCACCGCAUCAAGCAGAACUUGAUCCAGCGCCGCAGCGACCGCAAGUACCAGAAGGAGCACGCGAUCCGUCGUCGGGAGCGCUCGCAGCGCCGCGCUGCGCUCAAGAAACAAGUCUCAAUGGCCUUGGCCCAGCGGCUCUUCAUCGAGCCGCAGAAUGCUUUCAUCAUUCCGGUAUCGCAGUACGAUGAUCUCACAUACUCCACCUGGAGUAACGUGAUGGCGGCUGAAUUCGGCUACCUUGCGCCGCGAAUUCAAGCGCCUCAGCAUUCGUCGGCUUUCAUGCUGGACGGCCAGAGCAGCAUCGGGUCGCCUUUCGUGUUGUCUUACAGUGCCACGGGAGCCACCACAUCAUGGUCAACUACGGGUGUCCACGAUGGACUAUCUCCCAGUGGCAUCGACGACUUCACCCCGUACUCAUUCCAGAAUGUACCAGGCGUCCAAACCACAACAGAAGCACCUCAGUACGGCGAGACCAAGGAAAGCAGCAGCGGUUACGAUUUGCCGGUCAAUUCGAGAUUGGGCGGCAAACAAACGUGGAGUGAAGCCGACCUCGAGUUCCUGCAAAAACUUUUGCAGGUCUAA